AUGUUUCUUAGUAAAUAUUUACUAUGUAUAAUCUUAUUGAUUCCAAUUGGGUUUGCGCGGGAUCUUGAAACAUUGGUGGUGGUGAGGAUUUUUAGUAGGCUUUUGAAUAAUACAGUAGCGGGAGUUAUUUCGAAUGUUUUCAGGGAUAAUAGAGAGAGAAGUGUAUCGAUUAGUUUAUAUAUGAUUAAUGAUCUCGUUUUAAUUAGUAUAAGUUUUGUUAUUGGUGCUAUAAUUAUUCAAUAUCUGGAUUAG
Molecule: messenger RNA, 252 nt
Organism: Botrytis porri
Lineage: Eukaryota; Fungi; Ascomycota; Leotiomycetes; Helotiales; Sclerotiniaceae
Exons: 2
Coding region: 1-252 (83 amino acids)
Source: RefSeq, a predicted model, not a curated record